Tigriopus californicus is the source of this 6739-nucleotide messenger RNA. RefSeq lists its product as uncharacterized. The record is from RefSeq and is a predicted model, not a curated record. NCBI's taxonomy places the organism in Eukaryota, Metazoa, Arthropoda, Copepoda, Harpacticoida, Harpacticidae. Gene Ontology annotation, cellular component: cytoplasm; ubiquitin ligase complex. The transcript has a single exon. The coding region runs from base 593 to 5464 and encodes 1623 amino acids. Gene Ontology annotation, biological process: protein polyubiquitination; ubiquitin-dependent protein catabolic process; positive regulation of proteasomal ubiquitin-dependent protein catabolic process. Gene Ontology annotation, molecular function: ubiquitin conjugating enzyme binding; ubiquitin protein ligase activity; zinc ion binding.
UCUCCAACUAGUUCGCCGUCUUCUCAAAACAUGCACUCGUUGAUAGUGGGCAUCACCCAGAAGAACCUUGUUGGAGAUGUUAGUGGGAAAGAUUGACACCCAGCAAGCACAUCCUUCCAAUAGCAUCCCCAAUAAUACGAAAUAGCCAUCCCACCGCAAAUUACCCGAGGGCACCCCUUACCUGAGCUGUGCUGUCAUGCUCAAAGAACAUUCAAUUGGUGUUGGUGCUUUAGCCGAAAAGAAAAGCCAUGUGUUCAAGACCAAAAAAGUCAAAGUUGGCUUGGCUUCUCGUUCAACUUGAUCGAUCAUUUCAAACAGGGCUGACUUGGCGCCUUGAAACGAAAUCAUGCCCAGGUUAGAUGCAAAGGUGUUCUUUGUGGCUGUUGUUUCAGUUGUUGAAAAAAUUCUGAUACAAGAUCCAGGAACAAGUGUCUGCCAGGAACGAGCUUACGUUCCAUGAGUUCCUUUUCUCACAAAACCCCUGAACAACAAGUCAAUCUGGAAUCUCUGAGUGAGUUGAAACAAAGAGCAACUAUUUGCCAGCCAGGAACAACUCCCCUCCCGCGUUCCUAUCCAUGAGCUCGUAGCCGUAAUGGGGAGCUCAUCCUCCAAAUUCAAGAAGUACCUGCAGCAUGGGGACGAAUAUGCCGCCAUGCAAGUUUACCAAAGUUCGUCGGACCUACGGAAGGCCCUUCAGCCCAACUUCAGCUACGGGGACCACCACAACCACAAUACACCCCUCCAUUAUGCCUCACGACAUGGGAUGAAACAUUUGAUUCGAACUUUUAUCAACGACUUGGAUGGUAAUCCGAACAAACGUAAUAGUCUCCGGCAAACCUCGCUGCAUUGCGUGUGCGAUGUGAAGCAACAAAAAUCACCCUCGGCCCUGGAGCGGCGAGCCUAUAGUGUGAUCCUUCUGCUCAGUUGGCGAGGACCGUUCCUUUCCACGGGUGAAAGGGAGCGCAUGGAUGUGAACGCUCGGGAUAACGGGGGAAACACUGCCCUUCAUUAUGCUGCUCAAUCGGGGUUGGGAAAGUGUGUGGAGUAUCUUGUAGCCCAUGGCGCUGAUUUAUUCAUUGAGAACAAGGAAGGAUUGACGGCAUGUGAUCUGGCCAUGAGGGAAAAUGAUCACCGCAUUGCACAAUUCUUGGAGUCAAAGAUGGUGUUCAGUGGUACCCCCGAGUCGGCCUCUGGGGAAAGUAGCGGGGCCCGAGCUUCAAGUUUUGAUGGCGAAGAGGAAGUUUAUUGCGGUUUACGAGCUCAAGAUCUCCAAGAAGCCAAGGACCAAUUGCUAGUGGAAACGGCAGAUAUGUUGCACAUUCCACUCUUUACUGCUGAAGCUCUCCUGAGACAUUCCGAAUGGUCACGGGAAAAUUUACUAGAGCACUGGAUGCGAGAUCCGAUUCAGACUUGUCAGCUUGCGGGCGUCCAGACCCCCUUCUCCGCUUUACGCCACUCAUCUCUCUAUCAGUUUGAGCAAAUUUCAUCCGAAUAUCAUGACCAAACCAGACAGCAAGACUACUCAAACAAGGGCAGACCUGCACAUGCCAGUCUCAAGUCAAUCAAAGGGCCCACUAAUAAAGCGCUUCAUCCCACACCCAAAAUUCACUCGGAGAAUAGCUUCAUCGUCGAUGAGGAACUAGCCGAAGAAGGACUUUUGUGCGAGAUUUGUUGCGACCUCAUGACUCCACGACCUGUGGACAAUGAUCUGAGCUGCGGGCACCGCUUUUGCACUCGAUGUUGGAAGAAUUAUCUUCAUAAUAAGAUCCAAGAGGGCAACACCCAAAACAUACUUUGCCCAGCGUACGAGUGUGAGAUAUUGGUCCCCAACCAAGUCAUCGAAUGUUAUGUCAGCCCUCAAAUGGCCAGAAAGUUUUUAAAGUUCGACAUCAACGCUUUCGUUGAAACGAAAAAGGACAUCAAAUGGUGCCCUUUCCCCUCAUGUCAGAGAGCGGUGAAUCUUCCCACCACCGAAAACGAGGUGAGCGGAAUUGCUGCCAACGUCCAAGUUUCCCACGCUGUGGAUUGUGGAGGUGGCCAUUUCUUCUGUUGGGAGUGCGGCUCCGAAGCCCAUGCCCCUGCGGCUUGUCAUCUGUGGAAGAUGUGGCUCAACAAGUGCGCUCGUGUGAACCCUGGCGAACUCACGUUGACCUCGCAAGAUUACCAGGACGCAGCUAAUUGCCUUUGGCUUAUCACGAACUCCAAGCCAUGUCCAAACUGCCAGUCGCCUAUACAGAAGAACGACGGUUGCAAUCACAUUAAGUGCUCAAAAUGCAAGCAUGACUUCUGUUGGGUGUGUCUGGAGAGCUGGAAGAAACACAGUACUGCCACCGGUGGCUACUUUCGCUGUAAUCGUUACACAACCACGCCGAGGGUGGAUGAGGGAGUGGAUAAGCAGGUGAACCGAAUGGGCGAGAAGACCAAGAGGCUCCGCGAACUUAACCGAUUUGUGCACUACUAUACUCGUUACAAGAACCACGAAAAUUCUCGACACAUGGAGGAGCCUCUCCUUCACUCAGCCCGCCGUAAACGAGAGCUCUUGGAGUCGUCUCUUGAGAGAAAUAGGAAGCGACGAGGUGGAACAGAGGACCGUCAAGCCAGCAGAGGGAUAUUGGAGGAUGAGCAAGACAAUAUAUUGUCCAGGAACACCAAGUUCUAUGAGGAUGGUGUCUGGGAGCUAGUUAAGGCUAGGCUUAUUUUAGCUGGUAGUUACGCUUAUGGUUUCUAUCUCUCGGAGGAUAACAACAAUGGCCAACCACAGAAUCAGAAUCGAGUAGCUAUUUUUGAGUUCAUGCAAAAUGAGCUGGAAGAGAUGACAGAGCGUCUCUCCGAGAUGAUCGCCCGACCCUAUCUACGUACACCACGAAGAACCAUCAUUCAGACAUUCCAUCUUUGUAGGAGAAAACGUCAAGAGUUCCUCCGAGCGUGCUACAGAGGUCUUGUUCCACCAGAGCCCAAUUCUAUUGAGCCAUUGCGUGUGCAUCACCAAGCCAAUCUGGCACCAAGCUCGCUCUCUGGCAGUCAUACAAACUAUUCCAAUCAUUUGCGGUCGAGAGAAAUCAAUAGCAUGGUGGGAUUGAACAUCGAUCGAAAAAGAUUGGUCGAAUGCAUAACCGACGACAUCUAUGGGUCUGGGCCAGUGUGGAAACGAGAUGACAAACAAAUGACCGUGGGGCGACACAACUGCUCGAAAUGUCGGAGGCCCAGUUGCACCACACAAAUGUGCAUCUCAACCUCCGAGCUCCAUCACCACCGCGAGAAGUAUGGAACAAAUUUCAUGAGCUUGCGUAGAGAAAAGCCGCCCAACAUCACGAGUGGGACCACUGGGUCGUUUUCUUUAGCCAGCAAUAAUUGCAGCACGAGGUCGGGCCCAAGGGUUCUAGGAAAUCGUCGCCAUACUGAAUAUGUCUCGUCCUCAACGGUUCAAAGAGAGGGAAAUCUUGAUCUAAUGAUGGCAGUCGAGUUAUCCCAUAUGCAAAUGAAUCCAAACGAGCGAGGAAAUGGUGUGCCAAUGAGAGCCAUGGGACCCAGGCCGAGCAAGUCUGACGACAACAUUUUAUCCUCCUCGUUGGGGACCAAUCGAUUAGACGUUGAACAAUUAUCCCUAUCGUCUUCGAAAGAAGAACUGCGUCAAAUCAAUAUGGCCAUUGAACUUUCAUUGAACUCGGAUUCCAUGCCAGGGCGGAACGAGGUGUGGCAAGAGCAAGUUUUCGUCUCCCCCCGCAGAUCGGAGGGUUUGGAGAGAGUCAUAAAACGGUCUUCUCGGGGGAAAGACACUCAAGGGGAACAGUCCGACGAUAAUUGCAGCUCUCACAAAGAGCCCAAAGUCAAAGUGUUUCCCUCAGAACCACGUCAAAAGAGUAUAACGGACUCUUCUAAUGAGACCGUCAGCUCGUUUCUGAAGAGCCUCACAAUCAAAGAAGCGGAGAUAGACACAUAUUCCGUAUCGCCUCAAAAGAAAAGUCGAAAAGAUAGUUGCUCUCGUUCUUUGAUUCAAGACCAUUCCUCCUCUCCGUCUUUGAAUGACCAGCCACCUUUAGCCAAGAGAUCAGGGGAAAUCGAAGAUGGUAGAUUCAAGGUAGGAGAGUUCCAGGUCAGUUCUGAGAAAGAGGGGAAAAGCCUAGAGGGCAGUCCACAUAUGAAACGGUCACAAUCCUUAGGGGAUAUGGAGGACGAAGCUAAGCCUCAAUCUGCUUCUUCAAAGGAUCGAAAUUCAUAUACCCAGUCCAAAGAGGUCGCUGCCACGAGUGAUCAAGACCAAUAUCCUGGGCUUGUUUAUGUGUUGUCCAGGAAGGAAAGUAAAAACCUCACUUCUAAGAAACAAAGUGAAGACAAUUCCGAGUCAAUACCCACUAAUACCAGGGUCGGGCCUGCUGCUCGAAAGUCUAAUACUGCGCCGAGGAAUGAAAAACCAUUUGUCGAAACGGCAACAAAGCCCAGCACUGAGGAUGAGCCCAACAGACAGAUUGGUGAACAACCAACGCCUAUUGUGGUUGCUUCUACGUUGCCUCCAACUCCAUCACAAGCCCAGUUACCAAGUUCGGUUAAUGGACAGCAAAAGCGAAUCCGACCGAGAUUUGUUCGUCAAAAGUCCUUCGAAAUUGAUAGCGACAGCACGGAUGUGGAAACCAGCUACCAUGACAACCCCAUCCUAAGAAAGUCCAAAAGCGCAGGCCAAGAGCUUACGAAAGAAGUCAAAGAAACAGACCACUUCUACAACAUCCCAACUAAAGAUGAGACAUCAUCGUCAUCGACCACAAAGGCCAAGAAGCCAACGAAGAAGCCUGGCCUCACCAUCAAAAUUGAAAACAGCUCAUUCAUUGAAGAUUCUGAGAGCGAAUUGGAUGCCUUGGCCAAAUCGCCGACUUUUCACAUCAGUGGUGUUUCCAUUUCCCGGAGUCCUGCCAGUCCAGGGAUGCGCUCCCCAAAGAAAGGGGCCAAUAUAGGCUACUCGGAUUCGCCUAUAACCAAUCAAUUGAGUGGUUGCUCAUCACCAAGUCUGGUGGAUAUCUCCAACCGAUAUCGUUCAUCAAGUCUUGUUGUGCCACCGCCUUCUUCUCUGUUUUCAAUGUCCCCCGCCAGUCCAGGUUCCAAGUCCCUUCAUCUUUGUAACUUUUCCACGUCGCCUCGUCAUCACAGCCGAGCUUCCCCCAACACCUCCAAGUUUCUGUUUCCACCACACCCCAUGGAACCUGGUAAUGCCAACCCAGAUCCUGAUCCCGGCGAAAGAGGGCCAGGCGAGACCUCGUUCAGUUCUGUCCUCCAUAUUCAUGACAGCUACUUAAGCAGUGAUGAUUUUCACGAGGCUCUCUUCCUAGAGAAAUCUCCCAAAGCGGUGAAGCGGAAACGAAAAUCGAAGAAGAGUGUAACCAUUGGUGGAACCAGUAGUGUGGGUAAUAGUGCUUCGUCUUUGGUCCCCGAGAAGGCACCGAGCAAAGAGAACAAGAGCUUGACAGCUACGUAGGUUGUACCACAGACCUCGUCGUAGAUUGUAUGCACUUGACAAAGCACUCGGCCGCUCUCUCCAUAUUCUUCUCUUUCUGUCUCUCUCUCUCUCUCUCUCUCCCACUCUCUCCCCCUCUCUCCCCCACUUUCUCUCUCUCUUUUCCUCGUGCUCGAGAGGUUUUGCAUUUCUCAGGUUCUAAAGGCCCAUUUUAGUAGCACAUGUAUGAAGUCCAACUUUUGCACCUCCCAUCCCCCCUCAGAUAUUAAGGAAACUACAUGCCUCGUCUUUCUAUGUAUGGUUCUAGAGAUUUUUUCACUUUUUGAUGUCAAAAGAUUAGCGCUCUCUAUAUAUUUUCGCAGCAAAGUCACCUCUUCCCCCUCAAUUCCCUCUCCCAAAGAAAUCCCGUCAUCAAAUGUUCCAUGCAUUAAUGUCCAUGUGCCAAUCAGACGUUUCCCCUCUCUGAAUACUGUUUGAGUAAGAGUAGGUAUCAUUGUUUAUUGAUUAUCGUCACUACCAUCCACAUUACACGAUUGUUUCUACGACACAAUGAAUACUUCAGGAAUCAUCCCUUGGUUAGUUACCAAUGUCUAAGUCUGCUUUAUCUCAAGCUGUCUGGAAUGAAUAUGUCUGGAUGACAACCUCACCAAGUACCAACGAUAUGUGCUUUGAAACUUCCUUUAUGGCCUCAGCCCUCUCAACGUAUUGAAUAAAAGUUCCACCAAAUCUCACUCCCAAGACUAUAAUGAAACCUUGAUUUUUUUUAUAUUUUUUUUUUGUAUUUCUGUCCAAAAUAACAGUUGGAAAAUUUCAGGACGACAAGAUGAAGUGUUGCCUUAUAAUGUACUCAGAGGAUGACAGUUUCCAUGAUGAUUUGGUAAAAAAAAAAAGAAUGAGUCUCAAAUCAGUGAAAACAAGGUUAUACACUAUACACGUGUCUUGUUUUUACACGCCUUUGGCAGAUAAAUAUAGCUCCACGGAAUUAAUUCCCGACCGAGCGGCUAAGAGUUGGUUCACUUUUUUGAAGAAUUCGUUACGUCGAGCCCUUUAAAGCAAACAUAUGCUCUAUAUUUUAAGUCUCCAAGAAACCAGAGAGAUACGAAACCUUUGCCGCCCGCAUGUUUUGAUUUCACAAACUAAGAACCAGUUGAUGGGAUUCUGGUACAAUAACCACACUUAAGUUUAAAGCGCUUUGAAGAACAUAAGGGUAUCCCAAUAAGGUUGAAGUUGGAUUUUUCUGCCUACACCUUUGUAGGCAAGCACUCCAAGGCCGAGGCCCGCAAAAUGGGGCCUAUA